UUAAACAAAUCAACCCUAUAUUAUCCAAAUGUAUUUUGUUUGCUGUACUGUUUCUAAUGUCCAGUGCAUCAAUUAAGAAGACUACUUGUGACGUCACACCGGAGCGUUCGCAGGAGAAGGGAGAGCUCGACGCGGAGACAGCCCGAGUGAGGGGCAGGGAUAGUCCCGAGGGUCGAGAUUACUUCGACGGUGGAGCAUACAGCGAAGAUAAAGGUCGCAAGAGCCACCAAAAGGAGCUUGAUGGGGACACCGCCAUCAAUGAUGGGACCGGGGACGGAGGGGCGUCGGGGGACAUGGCCGAGGGCGUGGAAAGCUUUGAGGAAAUGGGCCUGCGGGACAAACUCCUGAGGGGAAUUUUCGCUUUCGGUUUCGAGACGCCGUCCGUCAUCCAGCAGAGGGCUAUCGGUCCCUGUAUACAAGGACGUGACGUUAUCGCGCAGGCACAGUCGGGAACAGGGAAGACGGCGACGUUCUCCAUUGCUAUUCUGCAAUGCGUUGACGUGGACGUACCUGCCACUCAGGCCAUCGUACUCUCGCCGACCAGGGAGCUUGCACAACAGUCGUACCGGUGUCUUCUAGCCCUGGGAGACUACAUGGACGUAGAAACGGUCGCCGUCGUCGGGGGCAACCGCGUGUCUGAUGACGUCAUGAGGUUGAAGCAGCGUCCUGCGCAUGUCAUCGUCGGCACGCCUGGGCGCAUCAUGCAUUUGAUGAGGAACAACGUGCUAGACGUGGGUCAGGUGCGCAUGUUCGUGCUGGACGAGGCGGACGAGAUGCUGUCUCAGGGUUUCAAGGACCAGAUCUACGACAUCUUCCGACACCUGGAUCAGGACGUGCAGGUGUUGCUGCUGUCAGCCACGCUGCCCACGGAAGUGCUGGAUGCGACUGGUCAGUUCAUGCGCCAGCCGGUCCGUAUCCUUGUGCAGAGGGAGCAGCUCACCCUAGCGGGCAUCCGUCAGUUCUACGUGCAGUGUGAGAGAGAGGAAUGGAAGCUUGAGACGCUUUGCGACUUGUACUCCAGUGUCUGCGUGAACCAGGCCGUCAUUUUUUGCAACAGCCGCCGCCGCGUAGAGACGCUUGAACGUCAGAUGAACGAGCGCGACUUCACCGUCUCAGCCAUACACGGUGAGCUAGGGCAUACAGAGCGGGAGGUGAUCAUGCGGGAGUUCCGGACGGGGUCAAGCCGCGUCCUCAUCACAACCAAUCUGCUAGCCCGUGGCAUUGAUGUUCAGCAAGUGUCCCUCGUCAUCAACUUCGACCUGCCCUUCGACAGGGAGUCCUACAUUCAUAGAAUUGGGCGCAGUGGUCGUUUCGGCCGGAAGGGCGUGGCGAUCAACUUCAUUACGACACGGGAUGAGGGGCGGCUCAGGGACCUGGAGCAGUUCUACAACACCGAGGUGCACGAGCUUCCUGCCGACAUCGCCCGCUACCUCGCCUAGCCGCCAGGGUGGACCCGGUCAAAUGCCGGAAUACCGGCCGUCGGCGUUAUUUUGACUUUUUCUUUUCAUUGGUGAAACAAAUAUUGAAACUGAUCACUUUAUAACAAAUAUCAUUGCUUAGGAAGUGUCAACUAAAAAGCAACAGCCUUUAAAUUGAAAAUAAACAUACAAAAGUA
This is a messenger RNA of Mya arenaria, 1615 nucleotides long. RefSeq lists its product as uncharacterized. The transcript is spliced from 10 exons. The record is from RefSeq and is a predicted model, not a curated record. Lineage: Eukaryota; Metazoa; Mollusca; Bivalvia; Myida; Myidae. The coding region runs from base 57 to 1439 and encodes 460 amino acids. Gene Ontology annotation, molecular function: RNA binding; RNA helicase activity; ATP binding.